AACAAAAUCCAUGUUUGUUUUACUGCAGCAGGAUUGUGUUCAUGCACGGUGUGAUAUUUCAGUGUCUGAGAAGCAGUGAGCAAGACAGCAGCAAUCAACAAUAAUCUUAAUUCCCAGCCCAGCAGAUCCGAGUUUAAGGAAAGAAAAAGGCAUAAAUGAUCAAGCAAAGGAAUUACUUCAAAGAGUUGUAAGGCAAAAGUCUCACUUGAAUGUAAAGGUACUCAAGUUCUCACGCUGGUGUUUGUCUUUGAAAAGGAGAUCUAAACUUCUAAAACCAGAAGGUGCUUUUCAGAGAACAUAGGGAGGGAGAGGAGCUGGAGGGGAUAAACUAAAAUAACUGAAGCAGCGAUGAAGGACUCAACUCUGUGUCUUUUCUAAGAGCAGUGUGGAAAUCUUUCCUGUUGAAACCCCCCAAGCAACCACAGAUCUCACUUUUGACUAAACAAAUUGAUUUCUGUGAGGAAGAAGCAGCCCUGAAACUUCCUGUGGCUCUGGGCUGACUGAGAAGUGAGGGGUGCAGGGGCUGGGCCUGUCAGGAGUGUGGUCUGACCGGAAUGAACCUGGCUGGAGGUUUAAUGGAACACGUGGCUCCCUGAGGAGGUGCAGAGGAGGUGCUGCAUGGCAGGGCAGCAGCUGUGCAGAUACAGACCCUGGACUGAGCUUUGUUGCCUAUCAGAUACCAGCUCCUCAGUCCUACUGCACAUCACAUCUGGUCCCAAGCAGGAGGAACAGCACUUGUCCGUGUGGAAUGUUCAGUGAAGCUCUUCCACCACUGCUGAACUUCUGUUGAUGCCAGCAGGGGAGACAGGAAGGCUUGGCCACCACCCUCACCCUCCUCCUGUCCUUGUCAGGAAUCCGGUGUCCAACAGGAGCUGACCUGGGUAAGGUGAGGCUUGGGGAAGGGGGCUGGGCCCUGCUGUGGCCCUUGUGCCUGUCCCACUCCAGUCCUCUGCUCUGGCCUCAACUGGGGGAACUGGUCCUCCCCGGCCCCCUGAGCUGGGUGUGCCUGUGCAGCCACGGGCCACUCUCAGAGCAGCCUUUGCACUUGGGGCUUCUCUUUCUUCUUCAGCUUAUUCCAAAAGCAAGCAAAAAUGUGCCUUUUAGCCUCAUUUCAGCCACCUCCCUGUUUCCCAUGGUCAAAUACUUCGGUGAGCAGAGUGUGUUUGGGUUUGGAGCCAGAGGGAGGUUUGAGAGCAGCUACGGCUGCCAGGCCCUGGUUGGUUCCUGGGCACUGGGACUCUGCUGUGGCCCUCACAGGGCGCAGGUGGAAGGACCUUUUUCCAGCACCCCAAACACCAUUUGGGACUUGCUCCAUAGCACGAGGGGAUGGCUGGAUGAACUGGGUCGGGCUGGGCUUGUGGCACCUGCUUUGAGAGCAAGAGGACCCAGGAUGUUUGCCUGGGCACCAGGAGCUGUGUCCUGGCUGUGGAUUCCUUUCCUGCUCCAGGCAGGCUCAUGGAUGUGCCUGGAGAGGAUCAAAUCCUGCCCUAGCACUGCACCCUGAAGCAGCCUGUGGGGACCAAUGGGGGAUUUGGUGGCUCUGCUGCUCCCCUGGGCAGUGCUGGCUGUUCCUAUGGCAGGGCUGUUGCACCCUGAGCGUUGGGGACCCAGGGCUGUGCUGGGUGUCACAGCCCUCCCCCUCUUCCUUUCUGUGGGGGCAGGAAGGACCAGGUUUCCUUCCUGUGCAGGUCAGGGGCAGCUGUGGUGAGAAAAGCCCUCCCCCUCCUGCUGCUGCCGCUGAGCCCCACGGUCCUUCCCACCCUGGGCCACUGAGCUGCAAAGCUCUGCUGGGCUGCACCCGGCUCCCUUGGCCCUCCUGGUGUCCUCCAGCCCCUGCCCAGGCUUCAGCCAGCGGGGGCCAUGCGAUGCUCCCUGAAACGCUCCCUCAUGGCUCUGCUCGCUGCCUCCUUCCUCCUCCUCCUCCUCCUCCUCCAUGGGGGCAGCUGGCAGGAACAGGAUCCCCUGGAGGUGGAGCUCCGGGGCCUGGCCCCCGACAUGAUCCUGCAGCUGCUGCAGCCGGAGGGAGCCCAGCGCAUCCUCAGGGACACAGCCAAGCUCUCUGCACUCCACAACGUCUCCUACCAGCUCCUCGCUGGCUCCCCAGCUCCCCGAAAAAGAUUCCUGGCAGUGGGACUGGCAUCCGUGCAGAGGCCGCGUGGUUUCUACCUCCUGGCCACGCUCCAGUCCCUCUUCAGCCAGUCCACAGAGGAGGAGCUGCAGGAGAUGGUGGUGGUGGUGCACCUGGCCGACACCGAUCCCAGCUGGAACGUGCGCGUUGCCACCACCAUUGCCCAGAAGUUCACUCGCCACAUCCUCCUGGGCCAGCUCCUGCUCAUUCACGCUCCCCUUGAGUUCUACCCCACCCUGGAAGGCCUCAAGAGGAACUUCAAUGACGCGGAGGAGCGGGUGAGGUUCCGCUCCAAGCAGAACGUGGACUACGCCUUCCUGCUCGCCUUUGCUGCCAACCUCUCCUCCUACUACUUGAUGAUCGAGGACGACGUGUGGAGUGCCAGGUCCUUCCUGACGGCCAUCCGCAGGGCACUGGCUUCCCAGGAGAGCUCAAACUGGGCCACCCUCGAGUUCUCCAAGCUGGGCUACAUCGGAAAGCUCUACCGCUCCAGUGACCUUCCUCGCCUGGCUCACUUCCUCCUCCUCUUCUACCAGGAAAUGCCCUGUGACUGGCUGCUGGUUCACUUUCGCCAACUGCUCGCCCAGAAGGACGUGAUUCGCUUCAAGCCAUCCCUCUUCCAGCACAUGGGCCUCUACUCCUCCUUCCAGGGCACCGUCAACCGGCUGGAGGACGAGGAUUUCCAGGCCGAUGCCUUGGACCUCCCGGACAACCCGCCAGCAUCCCUGUAUACCAGCAUGUCUAUCUUUGAGAACUAUGAGCCCCUCAAGGCCUACAGCUCGGCACAGGGGUACUUUUGGGGCAAAGACCCAGCAGCUGGCAGUACCUUUUCCAUCGUGUUCCAGCAGCCGGCCCGAGUGAGCCGUGUCCGGGUGCGCACGGGCUCCAAGGAGCGCCCGGGCGAUUUCCUGCGUGCAGGGCUGCUGGAGCUGGGCCAGCGCCGGGACCGCAGCCAGCACUGCUCCUUCUACAUCCCCGUGGGUUCCUUUGAGAAGGGGAUGCUGGAGCAGCGGGGCCUGGAGAGGGUCCUGCCCGGGCCCGUGGAGUGUGUGAGGAUCCGGGUGACCCAGGACCAGAGCGAGUGGCUCAUCAUCCAGAGCAUCGACAUCUGGACCACAGCAGGCACUUGAGCAGGGUGUGGCAGGAUGUCAAAGCAGCUGCAUUUGUUUCUAAGAGGUCCUUUAUUUUUCUCAUUCCCUUUUUGGAUAAGAAAUUAAAUUAUUGACUCCCA
This is a messenger RNA of Corvus hawaiiensis (hawaiian crow), 3359 nucleotides long. RefSeq names its product alpha-1,6-mannosyl-glycoprotein 4-beta-N-acetylglucosaminyltransferase-like. Gene Ontology annotation, biological process: protein N-linked glycosylation. The record is from RefSeq and is a predicted model, not a curated record. The coding region runs from base 1861 to 3258 and encodes 465 amino acids. The transcript is spliced from 5 exons. Gene Ontology annotation, molecular function: acetylglucosaminyltransferase activity. NCBI's taxonomy places the organism in Eukaryota, Metazoa, Chordata, Aves, Passeriformes, Corvidae.